AUGUUCUUUGGUGGAUUCAGGUCGUUUAUGGGAUUGGACAAGAGUUCAUCAACCUCCUCACCAACACCAACGACUACACCACCACAAUCAUCUUCCGAUAGUAAUAAUAAUAAUAGUAAUGAUCGAAACAAGGAAAAAUCAAAUGUACAGAAUAAUAAUAACAAUACUCUCAAAGUACAGCAACAAGAACAUCCGAGAAGGAAAUCAUUUAGUGAAAUGUUACAUAAUUUAAUUACGGAAAAUGAUAAUUUAAUUAGUGAUAAAUAUAAUCAUUCUGAUGAAGAAGAUAUCGAGGAAAAUAACAAACAACCAUUAAUUUUACCUCCGAAUCAUAUUGGAAUUGAAUUUAGUAUUGGAACUGUAACACUUGCAAGUGAUUUGAGUUUUACUCAAUACUUUAGUGCUUCGAUAUUUGAUACUUGUUUAACAUUUAGUGUAAAAAGAAGUGAUGAACAAGAAGAAUUAUUAGGUGAUGAAUAUAAACAAGUAGUAGCCCAUUCAUCUCGAAUUAGAAAAUCACCUCUCUCUGAUGGAUUUACAUUCAAAUGGAAAGGAGAGAAGGUUAUAUUACCAAUCCAAUUAUCAGAGGCAGAAUAUCAACAAGUUAUGACCAUUUGCAAUUCAGCUAGUAAUAAUAGUAAUGAAUCACAUUAUGUAUUUGAACAUUCUUCAUCGUUGGAGUCGAAGAAAAUUCUACCACAAAUUGCUAUGCAAUUGGAUAACAUUUCUGCCACUUCAGAAAUGCUUCACAACUAUAUAAUGAAAUGUAAACCUCAUGUUAACUUUAUUGGAGAGGCUGUGUAUGAUAUUAACAGAUUGAUGGAUUUUAGAUCUAGAUCUGUGGAUAUGAUUGAACUAUCUCUGAAACGAGGUAAAGAUAAAACAGGAGUUGUUACAAUAGGAAUGAAAUUAAUAUUACCACAAAAAUUCGAGGGUGUGAAGCACCACAUAUCACCAAAUAAUUCUUUAGAGAGCUUACAUGAUUACGAAACAAUUUCAUUUGAUGACUCGUUCAUAUUAUCCGGCCUUAAGAAGAAACCAUCAUCUGAAAAACUGACAAGCAUAUGUGACAGCAAUUUUGAUCUACCACAAAAUAAUAGUGAAAAUCUGUAUGAAGAGAGUCAUUAUGAAAUUCUGGAAGAAGUCGGAAGAGGAUCUUUUGGUAAAGUGUACAAAGCUGUAAGAAAAUCCGAUAGAGUAACAGUUGGUAUUAAGAAAAUUAAUUGUGACGAUAUCAAUAAUGCAAAUGAUGCCCUCGUUGAAUUUUGGCCAAUCAGAAAAAUCAGCUAUCCUCAAUUAAUAUCUAUACAGGACAUUUACUUUUCAAAAUCAGACAAUGAAUUCUCAUCACUAUUUACACUCUGUCUAGUAAUGGAAUACAUGGAUGAUGGAGAUUUAGAACAAUUCAUUAAUGGACACAAAGAUCAAGGCCAAACAAUUCAAGAGGCUCACCUGCUGUCUCUGAUGAUUCAAAUGUCUGCCGGUCUAAAUCAUCUUCAUUUGAAUGGGCUUCUUCACAGAGAUAUAAAACCAAAGAACAUUUUACUCAGUUCAAAAUUCAAAGAAUGUAAAAUUGGAGAUUUUGGUUUAAUUUAUAAUUUGAGAUCAUUAACCUCUAAAAAUUUGAAUGAUACAAUCUCAAGUGCAGGUACUAUCAAAUAUCAAUCACCAGAGUGUCAUAUUGGUGUUAAAGAUAUAACAGAGUUGGAUUCUAAGGAACCAAUAGCCCCUACAUCUUUAUUCAUGAAUUAUAUUUACUCCUCUGAUAUAUGGUCAAUGGGAAUAGUUUUUCUAGAGCUUGUUGGAUGUGAAAUCCUCAAUUUUUCACCAUACAUUAUGGCCAUGAAAGAUCAACAACAAUUCCACGGGCUGAUCAGAAAACGGUGUAGCAAAUAUCAUGAAGGAUUUGCCAAUCUCAUCAUAUCAAUGCUCUCUCUAGAACCUAAAGAUAGACCUGACUCUGAAAAACUUGUGAGAACUCUACUAAACCUCAAAAAAGAUAUAUUUGGCCAACAGAGGAGUGUAAAAAUCCAUCCAGUUAUUGAGAUACAUAGACAAUUACUGAGUGUUGGUAAAUCAGUGAAAGGAAUAUUUCUUGGAACCAAAGAUUCCAAAGAUGACCACCGUUCACAACAUCAACAAGAUAGCAGCACUUCCUCAAGUGAAUCAGAAAAAUCAAACAAUAACAGGAGAACACUCUCACUUCAUAGUGUAAAAGAUUUUCUCUCUGGAAUCCACAAAGUAGAUGAAGACACGCCCACCCCAGAGGAUUCAAAUCAAAACACCUCAUCAUCUAUACUCAACCGAGACGUCUUUAGCUUUGGAUUAUGGUAA
Molecule: messenger RNA, 2334 nt
Organism: Naegleria gruberi
Lineage: Eukaryota; Heterolobosea; Eutetramitea; Acrasida; Naegleriidae
Exons: 1
Coding region: 1-2334 (777 amino acids)
Biological process (GO): protein phosphorylation
Molecular function (GO): ATP binding; protein kinase activity
Source: RefSeq, a predicted model, not a curated record